Ostrinia nubilalis (European corn borer) is the source of this 972-nucleotide messenger RNA. RefSeq names its product large ribosomal subunit protein bL19m (gene mRpL19). Gene Ontology annotation, biological process: translation. Bases 1 to 909 code for a protein of 302 amino acids. Gene Ontology annotation, cellular component: mitochondrial large ribosomal subunit; ribosome. The transcript is spliced from 6 exons. Lineage: Eukaryota; Metazoa; Arthropoda; Insecta; Lepidoptera; Crambidae. The record is from RefSeq and is a predicted model, not a curated record. Gene Ontology annotation, molecular function: structural constituent of ribosome.
AUGGCGUUAGCAAUAAGAAGAACCAGUGAUUUAUUGUGCGCCACAAAAUGGUUUUGGAGAGAUUGCCGUUUAUUAUCCACACUACCAGAAAAGGCGGAGGCUCCUCAAGAAGUAGAAGUCCGACGACCAGCCAAUCGCAGGCAAAUUCCAAAUGAAGCAGUUCUCGAAUCCAGACACAUUUACCCUGAAUUUCUUCCUGAUCCUAACCCUAAUUGGAGAAACAGCUUGCGUGAGAAGCUGGAGAGAGCUGACAUGCUGAAACGGAGGAGUCAAAUCGAUAUUCCUGAAUUUUAUGUUGGUUCAAUCCUAGCAGUCACCAUAUCUGACCCUCAUGCUCAGAGCAAGACCAACAGAUUUGUAGGAAUCUGUAUUGAACGCAAAGGAUGUGGUCUGCGCGCUGACUUCACUCUGCGGAAUGUUGUCGAUCAUCAGGGAGUGGAGGUGCGAUAUGACCUCUAUGAUCCUACUAUUCAGAAGAUCCAAGUGUUGAGACUUGAGAAGAGGCUGGAUGAAAAGCUUUUUUAUUUGAGAGAUGCUCUACCAGAAUACAGCACAUUUCCUUUCGACAUGGAUCCCGAAAUACUGCCUGAGGGUACACCAGUGCCAAUUAAUCCUGUACAGGUGAAAUUGAAGCCCAGGCCUUGGUUAGAGAGAUGGGAAAGACAAGAGCUGAAGGGUAUCUCAAACAUUGAAGAGUAUUUGAAGGAGAAAGAUAGAGUCCGUAGGGAACUGAGGAAGACUCCGUGGGAGAAAUAUGACUUGAUGAAACAGUACAGGAAAACAAUACCGAUGGAAGACCAAAGCGAGAUAUGGGCUGAAGUACACAACCAACUCCAACAACUACAACUAAGCAGAAAGAAGAUGUCCAGAAAACGAACUUUCAGCGCGCCCAAACCGCAGCUGGGUUAACUUGCAGUACAGAUAAAAUUGUUUAGAUUAAUAUUGUAGAAUUAAUAAAUUACGUAUUGCUAA